This is a messenger RNA of Lactuca virosa, 1011 nucleotides long. Lineage: Eukaryota; Viridiplantae; Streptophyta; Magnoliopsida; Asterales; Asteraceae. The record is from the annotation of a GenBank genome assembly.
AUGGAAGCUGAAAAUGUGAAGAGGAAACUCGAAAGGGAUAAUGAGAAUGAAAAUGGUGGAGCGGGUGUUUACUCUGCAAGUUUAAAGAAACAUUAUCUUUUAGCUGAUGAUGAAUGGAAGGAAGAUAACAUGCCUGAAAUACUCGAUGGGCAUAACGUGUAUGAUUUUAUUGACCAGGAUAUUGUACAGAGGCUCGAGGAAUUGGAGAAAGAAGAAGGGCUUCUUCAAGAACAGGGAGAUGGAGAAGAUGAAGAAACGGAAGGUGAGGAUUUGACUCCAGAACAACAGAAAGAGCUGAAUGAAAUCAUGAAAAAUAAAAUUAUAUUAAUUCGUGAACAUAGAAUCAAGAAAAGCAUAACAGAAAGCAGACCAAUUGUUCAUAGAAAAUUCGAUAAAGACAAAAGAUUUACAUCAGAAAGAAUGGGGAGACAGUUGUCAUCAUUAGGGCUUGAUCCAUCAAAAGCGAGGAAAAGGGUGAGAAGUGAGUCAAGGGGUAGAAAGAGGGAGAGGUCAAGUGAUCAUGGUGAUGGAAUGGAUGUGGAUGCUGAUGAAGGGUCGAAUAAGAAGAUGAAGAUUAGGUCAAAGUCAAGGUCAAUGUUGAGGGCAAGGUCAAUGUCAAGGCCACCUGUGCAUGAAUUGGUUCCAGGUAAAGGGUAUAAGGAUUCAGCUCAAAAGGUGAAGGCGUUUAAAAUGGGAAAGAGUUCAGUUCAUAAGAGGAAUAAGGCUGCUAAAAAGGGUGAGGGCGAUAGAGUCAUUCCGACAUUGAAGCUGAAACAUUUGUUCUCUAGGAAAUGGUUGCAGAAAGUAUUGCUUCUAAAAAAGAGGAGGUACGACAAGAUAAAGGUUUCUUUAAUAUGUGGGGAUACCAAAGUGAUUGCUCUAGAUGUUCAAUCUGUACAUAAUGCGGUUUACACCAUGGAGAGUAGGUUGAGUAGGGUUGAAUUGAAACAGGGAAAUCCAUCAAGUUCAUCAAGGCCAGCUCUUGAAUUACCACAGAGGGUAAACUUCUAA